Cicer arietinum (chickpea) is the source of this 1014-nucleotide messenger RNA. Its product is annotated as protein PLANT CADMIUM RESISTANCE 10. Lineage: Eukaryota; Viridiplantae; Streptophyta; Magnoliopsida; Fabales; Fabaceae. The record is from RefSeq and is a predicted model, not a curated record.
GUCAACUCACACCAACAUCAACAAACAACAACAAUAUCAACAAAAUAAUUGUCGUUAUCUUAUCCUUGUUGUAUUCUUGUUAUAUGUUUUCUCAUUUUGAACACACCAUAAAGCAAAUCCCUAAAGGUGCAUUGAAAAAUUGAAUUUUGAUUUGGUUAUCAUAUAACGAAAAGGAAGAUUAGAUUGUUGAAGUUUGAUACAAUGGGGGAUUUGGAGAAACAAGAGAGAAAUGUGGUAGAAGAAGAGAAUGAGAAGCUGUUAGAGGGUGUUGCGGUUUUGGACUUUGAUUUAUUGUGUUCCUCUGUGGCUUUGAAAGCUUCUCAAGGGAAAUGGGGGAAGCUACGAACCAUGGAAGAAGAUGAUGAAGAAGAGGAAAAUGGGGUUUUUGGUGGAGUGUUUAGGAUGUGGGAGGGUGAACUUUUUGAUUGCUUUGAUAAUCGUCGCAUUGCUAUUGAAUCCACCUUUUGUCCUUGCUAUCGAUUUGGAAAGAACAUGAAGAGAGCUGGUUUUGGUUCUUGCUACAUUCAGGCAAUAGUUUAUUUGAUUCUUACAAUUGGUGCCUUUAUUAACUUCAUUGCAUUUGCUGCCACAAGACGUCACUGCUUUCUCUACCUUGGAGUUUCCUUAAUAGUUUUUGUUGGCGCAUAUUUAGGAUUCUUUCGAACACUUACAAGAAAGAAAUUUAACAUCAAGGGCAGUGAAGGUUCCUUUGACGAUUGUAUUUACCAUUUUGCUUGUCCUUGUUGUACAUUAUGUCAGGAGUCUAGAACAUUGGAAAUGAACAAUGUUCAAAAUGGUACAUGGCAUGGUCGAGGUGACACAAAAUUCAUAGGUGGUUUUGAGUUAUUUCCUCCUCCUGUUAUUUUUGUUAAGUCCAUUAAUGAGAGUUGAUUUUAAAAUAAUGGAGAACAUUAUUUUACAUUAUCUAAGGAGAUAUGAGAUAGAUAUUUAUUUGAUUGUGUACAUUAUUGUGAUUAUUAAAUACAUGGCUGAAAAAACUUGAUAUUGGUGGAA